AUGCGAAGUGUUGCGAGUACUGCUUUUUUGCUGGUUUUAGUUACUUUGGUACUAGCCCACCAAGCGCCAUCAUUUCCGGGUCAGAAUACACAAAAGCCACUAGAAAUGCACGAUCAAGACCAAGUACAUCAGAAACACAUGCCACCUCAGGGUGCUCGAGAGUUUGGAGGUGAACAAGCGAGGGAUGCUGAACACAUCAAUAAACAUUUGAAUGGUAAACGUGAUCCGAUUGCAAAAAUGACACCCGAGCAAUUGCAAUUCCAUUAUUUCAAUAUGCACGACCUGGACAGCGAUGAAUCGUUGGAUGGAAUCGAGUUAAUUAAAGCAAUUACACAUUUUGAUGAAGAAAAUCGGGAUUCUCGACAAAGUUCGACUCAGUUACCACCAGCAAUAACGGAAAUGGACAUUGAACGGAUGUUGGACCCAAUCUUUGACUCAGAUGAUAUCAAUCGAGAUGGUUAUAUCAGUUAUGCAGAAUUUUCCAUAGCUCAAAAGCAACGAGAUGAACAAAUGAGACAGCAAUACCAACAGCAACAACAACAAAAACAAUCUUCACAGCAAUGA
Molecule: messenger RNA, 564 nt
Organism: Acanthocheilonema viteae
Lineage: Eukaryota; Metazoa; Nematoda; Chromadorea; Rhabditida; Onchocercidae
Source: the annotation of a GenBank genome assembly